AUGUGCAGAUGGACGCUGUCCGUAGCCCAUCUCUGUCCUGAACCUACCCUUGACACCACCACUGCUGCAGCCUCCGCCAGGCGACUUCUCCCCCUACCCAGUGCAGCCUCCCUUUGCUUGGCAUGCUUCACUCUGCUCCUGGUCACCACUGGCACUGCCACAGGGGCCUGUCCUCCCGGGGUAGGGCAUGAAUCCCUACAGGUUCUCACAAGUGGCAUCAACUGUUCAUGGACAUUGGAAAGGCACACUCGCAGUUACAAUCACCUAGAGGGCGAUGUCCGACUACGGCGGCUUUACUCUGCUAACAAGUUCUUUCUGUGCAUUGACAAAACAGGCAAGGUGGACGGCACUCGGCGGAAAAACUACGCAGACAGCCUGAUGGAAAUCCGAUCUGUCAGUGUGGGAGUUGUUGCCAUCAAAUCUGUCAGCACCGGGCUGUACUUAGCUAUGUCCAAGAAAGGCACGCUCUUUGGAUCGGUGAAGUACAACCCGAGCUGCAAGUUCAAGGAGCGCAUUGAGGAGAACGGCUACAACACGUACGCCUCCCUGCGUUGGAAGCACGGCGGCCGGCAGAUGUUUGUUUCACUUAACGGGCGUGGGAAGCCGAGGCGAGGUCACAAGGCUCGACGAAGGCACCCAUCCACCCAUUUCCUGCCCAUGCUCCCAUCCUAGC
Molecule: messenger RNA, 673 nt
Organism: Platichthys flesus (European flounder)
Lineage: Eukaryota; Metazoa; Chordata; Actinopteri; Pleuronectiformes; Pleuronectidae
Gene: fgf22
Product: fibroblast growth factor 22
Exons: 3
Coding region: 1-672 (223 amino acids)
Biological process (GO): cell differentiation; positive regulation of cell population proliferation; fibroblast growth factor receptor signaling pathway
Cellular component (GO): cytoplasm
Molecular function (GO): fibroblast growth factor receptor binding; growth factor activity
Source: RefSeq, a predicted model, not a curated record